Molecule: messenger RNA, 2860 nt
Organism: Astrephomene gubernaculifera
Lineage: Eukaryota; Viridiplantae; Chlorophyta; Chlorophyceae; Chlamydomonadales; Astrephomenaceae
Source: the annotation of a GenBank genome assembly
CAUCAUUAUUAAACGUGUUGAGACGUAUUCGAUCAAACCCACCUGGGACGUCGCCAUUGUUGGCACUAGUCGAAGUCUAGCCCAAAACGUGCAAGGAAAAUGCAGGUUGCAGCGCAACACGGAUCAGGACUCAGGCUUCAUCGCGCCACAGGGCCGAGGAGGACGCCGCUUAUGCACACGAUCGCAGUGUACACAUCAGGCGUACCCGAAUCGCAGCCCCGCAAGGCUGAGGGGCGGUCUUGGAUCAAUGCACGGCACGCUUCCUCUCCCCUCCCCCUCUCCUCCGUCUCCCCGCCUGCCCGGCGGCCCCUGGCAGCGCCCCCCUGCGCCUCCUCCGCCUCCUCCUCCUCCCCGCAGGAGGGGGGUGUGGGGCAGGAGGUGGGCGAGUAUGUGAAGCUGGUGGUGGGGCUAGGCACGCUGUACGCCCUGGACAUGGCCAUCAAGAAGGUCUUCACCGCGGCACACAUCACCUUCCCCAGCGCCCUGGGCGGCAUGUUCGGUAUCGUGGCGGUGCUGAUGGCGGUGGGCGAGUCCUCCGCCUCGCGCGUGCUGUCCUUCUACACGCCCGCACUCAACUGGAUUGCCAAGUGGCUGCCGCUGUUCUACGUGGCGUCGCUGGUGACACUGCCGCUGGCGCUCAAGGGGAUUGCGGGUUCCGAGCUGCUCAAGAUCCUGCUCAUCCUGUCAGCCGGCAUGGCGGGCACCCUGCUGUUCACCGCGCAGAUCACCGUCUUCAUUCGCGCCGUGGUGCGCACCGAGAACAAGGAGAUCACCAAGGCCAAGCCCGCCUCGCCCUUCCUGCCCUCGCACUUUGUCGCCUGGGGGGCGGUGGGCGCCGCCGCCCUGGCCGCCACCGCUGUGGGGGGGCCGGGGUCGGAGCUGGGGGCUCGCAUGGCGCUGCCGUUUGGGCUGGCGGCCACUGUGGGGGGGUACCUGCUGGGGAAUGCGGUGCCCAAGACGCUUCAGGGUCUGCUGCACCCCGUGGUGGUGACUGCCCUGGUUGCCAACGCCGGUGCCGCCCUGCACGGCAGCGUGUUCGGCGUGUCGUACGACACUGCCCUCAAGCUGUACCACACCAAGGGGACGGGGCUGAUGGGCGCGGGGGACUUCCUGAUGGCCUUCCUGGGCUGUGUGAUCGUGAGCUUUGGAUUCAGGAUCUACCAGCAGCGUGAGACCCUGCGCCGCCACGCCCCCGAGAUCCUGGGUGCCACUCUGCUCUCCUCGCUCUUCUCCUUCUUCUCAACCGCCUUCGCCGCCAAGGCACUGGUGCUCAGCACAGACCUGGCCCGCGCCCUCAUCCCCCGCUCCGUUACCGUCGCCCUGGCACUGCCCAUCGCGGGACAGCUGGACGCGCCGUUGCCCAUCACCGCUGCGGCAGUGCUGCUGCAGGGUCUGCUGGGUGCCAACUUUGGCCCCAACCUGCUCACGCUGGCGGGCUUCAAGGACACCAUUGCGCGCGGGCUGGCAGCGGCGGCCACCGCGGGGGGGCUGGGGACCGCCUCGCUCACCUCCAAGGAGCCCGAGGCGCUGCCCUUCUGCGCGCUGAGCUACUCGCUGGUGGGCAUCCUGUCCACGGUGCUGGUCGCCAUGCCUCCGGUACGACAGGCGCUGCUGGGGAUUGUUGGGUGAGAAGUACAGGCGCUGCUGGAGAUUGUGGGGCUAAAAAUAGUUGAAAAGCGAAGCAACGGAGAAGCUGGUGGGGGUUGGGGCGGUGCUGUGUGGCUCUAGGGUUUGCCGGAGUGUCGUACGGUGAGGUGGUACUCUAGCAGCAGGAGGUUGACACGGACUGGUAAUGUGGGUGGAGUUUGGUGAAUGGGGCGGUGUAGGGCGAAUGGUGAGUUGAAUUGCUGUGGGGUUUGAAUGAAUUGAGUGCUGGUUGCGUGAAGUAGGUAUGGCUCGUAGCGGGGUGAGAGAAGCAGGGCGGGUGAGGAGGGGUGUGAGUAAGGGAGAGGGGUGUGUCGAGGCAUGCAAGAAGGAAGGGUGAUACGCCAGGGGCCCCCGGUGUGUGUGAUGAACAUGAAAAGGGCGAAGCGUAGCAGGCAGCAGGCAGCAGCAGGCGGCUGUAGGGGUGUGAACAUUACCCGGCUUACUCUUCUGAUUACUCUUCUCCUGAUUGCUCAUGCUCGAUGCACCCAUGAUUCGACAGCCGUUGACCCCACAUGGCACAAAACAAGUGAAGACGCAGCUGCUGGGGGCACAGGAACGUCCUGUGCGGGGGACCCUGGCUGUGCCGGGGAAUAACGAGCGGGGGUAGCCGCGGGGAAUCAGGGAUGCGGAGAUGUGGGGGCACAUGGGGAGAGAGGCGGAGGUGAGGAGGAGAGCGCUGUGAAUCACGCGUGCGAUGGUAAUGUGUUGGCUCGUCUCAAUCGUCGUUAUAAUAGGAGUGGAAGGGUGAUAGGGCAUGAAGUGAAGACAGGAUGGAGGAGUUAGGGAUGGCUGCCAGGAAGGGCAUGGGAAGCGGAGGCCGAGGCGGGGUGAUGUGGGGAUUGCACAUGCAGUGCGGCUCAGAGCCAUGCGGCGGGAGCGCUGUGUGGUUGUUAGGCCUUAAUCAGGCCAACUGUGAUGUUCUCGCAACCAGCGUUUGGGCUAUUUGGGCUGUUUGGAACAGGUGGAGCCCCUAAGGCUGCGGCUGCGGCUGCUGCUUCAGACCGGCUGCGGCUGCUGCUGCUUCAGACAGACCGAUUGUGUCGUUCCGCUCUCCCCUGGGUGCGGGUGCAUUGGGUGGCUGCCUGGUUCGUCGCGCACCCCACCAGCCGCGGAAGAAGGGACAAACAACAAAAAGAAGAGAAGACUAAUCCUGGGAGAGGUUUAAAGGAGAGAGAGGAGAAUCAGGAGGAGGAGAAUUGAGGCGGUUUGUGCC